AUGUGCGUCAUAGAUUUGCAAAUUACACUCUUCCAAUUCAAUCAUUUUGCGGGCGGGUUGCUGGAUCGUUGGGCGGCUUUGGCUCGGAGAGACCCUACUUUCCAGUUGUCAACCCAACCGGGCGUGCUGAGGCACUAUUCGCUGGCCAACUUCUCACAUCUGCAAUCACACAACGUAUUGGUGGAGUUCAAGUACCUCGCGCGUCUUACUGGACGAAAGGAGUAUUUCUUUAGACCAGAUAAUGACACCGACCUUCUGCGCAGACGAAGGAUGGGUUGCGGGCCCGGAAUGUUGCUCAGGAAACACGAAGGGGCGCCACGUAAUGAUGAAGUCAUAACAGGGCAUCUGGUUGGUAGUGACAGGGUAUUCUUUUUCAUGUGA
Messenger RNA from Cantharellus anzutake, 381 nucleotides. RefSeq lists its product as uncharacterized. The transcript has 2 exons. The coding region runs from base 1 to 381 and encodes 126 amino acids. The record is from RefSeq and is a predicted model, not a curated record. NCBI's taxonomy places the organism in Eukaryota, Fungi, Basidiomycota, Agaricomycetes, Cantharellales, Hydnaceae.